AUGCCGAAGAAGUUCGAUCCCGAGAGAUUCGUCAAUAGUUCCAUUGAUUACAAGGGAAAUAACUAUGAAUUUAUCCCAUUUGGUGCUGGAAGGAAGAUAUGCCUUGGCAUGUCAUAUCUAACUCUUUGGUUGCUAUUAACAUUCUGUUAUCUAACUAUCAUUGUCCUUGAAAAAUUAUUUAUAUUAAAAGAUAGAUUGAAGAAAGUUGUGGAUCUAUGGAUAUCUAGUUUAAGCACAUCUUCAAGGAAAUCAAUGGUUGUGCAGAUUUUCUUGCCACAAAGGCUUCCCAAAGUAAGCAAUCUAGCUACUUCUGCAGGUACAACGACCUUCCAGCUCAAGUUAAAGGAGAGAUCUUGUUAUAUAACUAAAGAUAUUGCACUUGCACCAUAUGGAGAUUACAGGAGACAGAUGCGUAAAAUCUGCACAACGGAGCUAUUGAGCCAAAAAAGGGUUCAAGCCAUGCAAACCAUCAUAGAGGAAGAGGUAUCGGAGUUCAUUAAAUCCGUUUCUUCAAAGGCCAGGUCGAAAAUCAACCUCAGCAAGAUGUUAAUUUGUUUAACAUAUGGAAUCACUUCAAAGGAUGCAAUUGGUAAGAGUGGCGAGACGCAUAAAGCAUUUGUACCACUUGUAAGAGAAGUAUCAGAAGUUUUUGGUGGUUUUAGUUUGGCUGAUAUGUUCCCUUCUAUAAAAUUGUUUCAUAUGAUCAGCGGGAUGACGACUCAGGUUGAGAAGCUGCAUGGUGAAGUUGACAAGAUACUUGAAAACAUCAUCAAUGAACAUAAAGUAACGAAGGCAACCAAUGAUUCUAGUGAGGAAGUUGCCGAUGAUUUUGUAGAUGUUCUCUUGAAUCUUCAGGAAUGUGGAGACUUUCAGUUCCCCUUGACAUCAUACAACAUAAAAGCAGUUGUACUGAUUGCACUAAUACUUUCACCAAUUAAAUACAAUCUAUCUUCUAGGACAUUUUCCUUGCUGGGACUGAAACAUCGUCCACAACUUUACAAUGGGCUAUGUCAGAACUGA
Messenger RNA from Tripterygium wilfordii, 1020 nucleotides. Its product is annotated as cytochrome P450 71D11-like. Bases 1 to 1020 code for a protein of 339 amino acids. Lineage: Eukaryota; Viridiplantae; Streptophyta; Magnoliopsida; Celastrales; Celastraceae. Gene Ontology annotation, molecular function: iron ion binding; monooxygenase activity; oxidoreductase activity, acting on paired donors, with incorporation or reduction of molecular oxygen. The transcript has 3 exons. The record is from RefSeq and is a predicted model, not a curated record.